This is a messenger RNA of Leptopilina boulardi, 5855 nucleotides long. RefSeq names its product brefeldin A-inhibited guanine nucleotide-exchange protein 1 (gene Sec71). The record is from RefSeq and is a predicted model, not a curated record. The coding region runs from base 391 to 5484 and encodes 1697 amino acids. NCBI's taxonomy places the organism in Eukaryota, Metazoa, Arthropoda, Insecta, Hymenoptera, Figitidae. The transcript has 13 exons. Gene Ontology annotation, molecular function: guanyl-nucleotide exchange factor activity. Gene Ontology annotation, biological process: regulation of ARF protein signal transduction.
UAAUUAAAACUGCUAGGUGGCCGAUGAUGGAGACCACCUUUACAUAAAAAAAAAAAAAUCGAAUGUGUCCCCUGUCAAUCUGUCAACAAUUCAACAAUCGUUUUAGUUAUGCUCGUUGUGUGUAAAUUAUCUAAUUGACCAUAUAAAUAUCAGGUUUUCUUUUUUGAAUCAUGGAAAUAAUAUACGUGAAUUUAAAUUGGGUGUUAGUAUUGCAAUGUGCACUUAAUUGAUGUUGACAACCUAAUAGUCAGGAUGCUUACGUCAAUCUACUUUCACAAAUUUAACCUGUUAUUACAUUACUUAUCUUACUUAUCAAUUCUGCCCUCCACUAUAUGUUCGUUGGAUAGAAUUUGAACUGGGGAUCAGUGGGGUCAGGUGUCAUAGUUGACGAUGCAAAAUAAUUCCAAAACCAGAGAGAUGUUCAUUGUCAGAGCUCUUGAAAAAAUCCUCGCCGACAGAGAUGUCAAAAGAUCACAUCUCUCACAACUAAGAAAAGCUUGCGAAUCAGCACUUGAGGAUUUGAGAAAUGAAAUCAAGGAUGUUCCCAAUUCGCAGAGUGAAGAGGCAAUUUCAAAUGCGCUCCCACAGCCAAAAAGUGAUUCAAGUGUUAUUUCGGCGGAAAAAUAUUUUCUUCCCUUUGAAUUGGCGUGUCAAAGUAAAUCGCCAAGAAUUGUUGUCACAUCGUUGGAUUGUUUACAAAAGUUGAUAGCGUAUGGUCACCUGACAGGCAGUGUUCCAGAUUCAACAGAUCCAAGUAAAUUACUUAUCGUUCGAAUCGUGGAGACAAUAUGUGCUUGUUUUAUGGGCCCACAGACGGACGAAGGUGUUCAAUUACAAAUUAUUAAAGCCUUGUUGACAGUCAUGACAAGUCAACAUGUCGAAGUUCAUGAAGGAACUGUACUUUUUACAAUUCGCACUGUUUAUAAUGUUUAUCUUGCUUCGCGAAAUUUAGUCAAUCAAACGACAGCACGUGCCACACUUACACAAAUGAUAAAUGUUAUUUUUGCUCGUAUGGAAACGCAAGCCGAGGAGGAACACAUUAAAGCGGAAUUAGAACAACCUACUGAUCAAUCGGGAACUUCUGGGACGGAAACAGAAAGUGAACAAGUAAUUAAUGAAGAACAAAGUGGAGAAAAUGUCCAAGAGUCACAGAUUGUGGUGAAAUCAAUUUUAGAUGAUGUGGUGAAUACAAUUAUUUCUGAAGAUCCACCAGUUCCUGUCACUUCUGAAACAAUAAGUUUGGAUCAAGUUCCAACGGAUGACAAUACAGAUGAGACUGUCGCCGAAAGUGAUAAUAUCGUAACGGCCAAAUUCACUCAUGUUUUACAAAAAGAUGCCUUCUUGGUUUUUCGGGCACUUUGCAAACUUUCUAUGAAACCUCUGCUCGAUGGAAUUCCUGAUCCAAAAUCUCACGAGCUACGAUCAAAAAUACUGUCGUUACAAUUGCUGCUGGGAAUAUUACAGAAUGCGGGACCAAUUUUAAGGUCCAAUGAAAUGUUCGUAAUUGCAAUUAAACAGUAUUUAUGUGUGGCAUUAUCGAAAAAUGGUGUUUCUUCAGUACCUGAAGUUUUUGAAUUGUCACUGGCGUUAUUCCUUGCAUUAUUAGCUCGUUUUAAGGUACAUUUAAAAAUGCAGAUUGAAGUAUUUUUCAAGGAGAUUUUCAUGAAUAUACUCGAAACUUCAAGUAGUUCCUUUGAACAUAAAUGGAUGGUGAUACACGCACUCACUCGUAUUUGUGCAGAUGCACAAAGUGUCGUUGAUAUUUACGUUAAUUAUGACUGUGAUCUUUCUGCUGCUAAUUUAUUUGAAAGGCUGGUUAAUGACUUAUCGAAAAUAGCGCAGGGUCGACAUGCCUUGGAACUUGGUGCUUCACCAAAUCAGGAGAAAUCUAUGCGCAUACGAGGUCUCGAGUGUUUGGUGUCAAUUUUGAAAUGUAUGGUCGAAUGGAGUCGUGAUCUCUAUGUUAAUCCGAGCAUUCCAGCUGAGCAACAAUUACCCUCGGAACCGCCUGAUCCACCGCUUGAUCCACCCUUGCCUCGAUAUGGAAGCGCGGGUAGUUUAUCUUCAGCCAAUUCUAGUCUCGUAGGAAAUAAGGAAGUUCCCGAUUCUCCGGAACAAUACGAGGUACAAAAACAUCAGAAGGAAGUUUGGGAAGCUGGAAUUGAAAUAUUUAAUCGUAAACCAAGCAAAGGAAUACAGUAUCUUCAGGAGCAAGGUCGUCUUGGUACAUCACAGGCUGAUGUGGCAAGAUGGCUUCACGUUGACGAGCGACUUGAUAAAACUGCAAUUGGUGAUUUUCUUGGCGAUCAUAAUCAUAAUGUUGUUAUGUACAGUUAUAUAGAUCAAAUGGAUUUUGCCAAACGAGAAUUAGUUCCUGCUCUGAGAUAUUUUUUGGAAGGAUUUAGACUUCCGGGUGAAGCUCAAAAAAUUGAUCGUCUAAUGGAGAAAUUUGCUAGUCGAUACUGCGAGUGUAAUCCUAAUAAUGGUUUGUUCACUAGUGCCGAUACUGUCUACGUUCUCGGCUUUUCAAUAAUUAUGCUUACUACCGAUUUACAUUCACCUCAGGUCAAAAAUAAAAUGACCAAAGAGCAAUACAUCAAACUCAAUCGACGAAUUAGUGAUAAUGAAGAUUUGCCAGAGGAGUAUUUGUCGAAAAUUUACGAUGAAAUAGCGGGCAACGAAAUCAAAAUGAAAUCAAAUCCAAAUAGACUUGGAAAACAAGUUAUAUCUAGUGAAAAGAAACGUCGUCUUUUGUGGAAUAUGGAAAUGGAAGUCAUUUCAACGGCAGCGAAAAAUUUAAUGGAAUCGGUUAGUCACGUUCAAGCACCGUUCACUACGGCAAAACAUUUAGAACAUGUUCGUCCAAUGUUCAAAAUUGCGUGGACACCUUUUCUGGCAGCUUUCAGUGUUGGUCUCCAAGAUUGUGACGAUCCGGAAAUUGCCUCUUUAUGCUUAGAUGGUAUUCGUUGUGCAAUAAGAAUUGCUUGUAUCUUCCACAUGACGUUGGAACGUGAUGCGUAUGUUCAAGCACUGGCGAGAUUCACUCUACUGACGGCAAACUCGCCAAUAACGGAAAUGAAAUCAAAGAAUAUUGAUACAAUAAAAACUUUAAUUACCGUUGCGCACACAGAUGGAAAUUAUCUUGGUAGCUCUUGGCUCGAUGUUGUUAAAUGCAUAUCGCAAUUAGAGCUUGCUCAAUUAAUUGGAACUGGAGUGAGACCUCAACUUCUGGGACCUCCCUCAAAACCUCAUUUUCAAUCGCCACUCGCUAAUCUCACAAGUUUAAGUUACAAUAAUUCACAUCAACCCAAUAGUUUAAAUCUCAGUUCACUGGAUCCGAGUGUAAAAGAGUCGAUUGGUGAGACGAGUUCGCAGAGCGUUGUCGUGGCAGUCGAUAGAAUAUUCACCGGUUCAACAAGAUUAGAUGGCGAUGCAAUUGUGGAAUUUGUCAAAGCACUUUGUCAAGUAUCACUAGAAGAAUUGGCACAUCCAACGCAACCACGAAUGUUUUCAUUGACAAAAAUAGUUGAAAUUUCUUAUUACAAUAUGGGUCGUAUCAGAUUACAAUGGUCACGUAUUUGGCAAGUGAUUGGUGAACAUUUUGAUCGUGUCGGCUGUAGUCCUCGGCAGGAUAUUUCAUUUUUUGCCGUCGAUUCAUUACGACAAUUGGCAACAAAAUUCAUCGAGAAGGGAGAAUUUGCAAAUUUUCGAUUUCAAAAGGAAUUUCUCAGGCCAUUUGAGCAUAUUAUGAAAAAGAAUCGUUCGCCAAUUAUACGCGAUAUGGUUGUAAGAUGUGUUGCACAAAUUGUACAUUCGCAAGCGCCAAAUAUUCGUUCAGGUUGGAAAAAUAUAUUUAGCGUUUUUCAUCAUGCGGCGAGCGAUCGUGACGAGUCGGUUGUUGAACUUGCCUUCUCGAUGACUGGAAAAAUUAUUAAUGAACUGUACGCAGAUGACUUUAGCAUCAUGGUAGAUUCAUUUCAAGAUGCAGUUAAGUGCCUAAGUGAAUUCGCCUGUAAUGCGUCCUUUCCUGACACAAGUAUGGAAGCGAUAAGACUGAUUCGAUCAUGUGCCUGUUAUAUCGACAUGAAUCCGAACAUGUUCGCUGAAGGCAUGAUGGAUGACAAUGGAAUGGUGUCUGAAGAAGAUCGAGCCUGGGUGAGAGGCUGGUUUCCCUUGUUAUUUGAACUAUCGUGUGUCGUUAGCAGAUGUAAAUUAGAUGUCAGAACGAGAGCUUUGACUGUACUUUUUGAAGUUGUUAAGACUCAUGGCUCAUCGUUUAAACCGCAUUGGUGGAAAGACUUGUUUCAAGUUCUCUUUAGGAUAUUUGACAAUAUGAAAUUACCCGAGCAACAUACAGAGAAGGCGGAAUGGAUGACAACAACGUGUAAUCACGCACUCUACGCGAUAGUCGAUGUUUUCUCGCAAUUUUACGAGAUUCUCGGACCUAUUCUUCUCGAACAAUUGUAUGCCCAAUUAUUAUGGUGUGUUCAACAAGACAAUGAACAAUUGGCAAGAUCGGGAACUAAUUGUCUCGAGAAUUUAGUCAUCAGUAAUGGAAUUAAAUUUGACGAGCAAACGUGGGAUAAGACGUGUCGUUGUGUUCUCGAUAUUUUUGAAAGUACCCUACCAAAUGCACUGCUCACGUGGAAACCACAAUCGCCGAAUAAGGAAUCUGAUCUCGAUGUCAUCACUGGUGAUUCCGAUCAUAUUGGUAUUUUGAAGAGAACCAACAGCAAUCAGAGUUUAACGAACGGCGAGAAUCAUCGAACGAAAAUUUUCUCCGCUCUACUCAUAAAGUGUGUCGUACAAUUGGAAUUAAUUCAAACAAUUGACAAUGUUGUCUUUUAUCCAGCCACCUCGAGAAAGGAGGAUCAGGAAAAUCUUGCUCUAGCUCAAGCUGACAUGAUGAAUCAUAAAUCAAGUGAAUUAGGCGGUAGUAAUGGUGGCGAUCAACAGAAAGAGGAACAGGGCAUGUAUUGUUCAUUAACGGCAAAUCAUUUAUUACGACUUGUCGAGUGUCUCUUGAAAUCUCAUCGUUUCGCGAAAAAUUUCAAUUCAAAUCAUGAGCAACGAAAUGUUCUUUGGAAGGCGGGAUUUCGUGGGAAUGUAAAACCAAGUCUUUUAAAACAAGAGACACAAUCGCUUGCCUGUGCGUUACGUAUACUUUUUAAAAUGUACAGCGACGAAUCACACAGAAAUGAUUGGUCAAAAGUUGAAACACGUCUCGAGGAAGUGGCACGUGAGGCUUUGGAUUACUUUCUCGCUCUUUCAACCGAGGCUCAUCGUGACGCAUGGACACCAAUUCUCCUUCUCUUGUUAACGAGGAUUUUGAAAAUGUCUGACAAUCGAUUUGCAGUGCACGCAUCAAAUUGCUACCUGUUGUUGUGUGAAGUUAUGUGCUUCGAUCUUAAGCCUGAAUUAAGAUCUGUUCUGCGAAGGUUUUUCCUCAGACUUGGUCCAGUUUUCAGAAUUACACAACAAUAGUUACUAAAAAAUUACUUUGCUGAAUGCAAGGAAUUGUACUUUACAACUGUAUCAUUCUAUAAAUAUUAUUAUACAAAUAUUAUAUAUUAUUUGAAAGAAAACAAAACCACAGAGUAGUGAAUUAUAAAUAAUAAUUAUUCUACUUCGCUAUCGAGGAAUGAGUCAAAAUAAUUUUUAAAAAUAGUGGUUUUUUUUCUUAUAUAUACAUAUAUAUAAAUAGGGAUUAUUUUUCAAAUUAUAGUAUACACUGGAGGAAUGUACAUUUGUACUCGACUAGAAUGUUUAUUAUCAGUUAAUUAAUUUAUGGCGCCUAUUUUAUGAUAAGUUUAGUGCGAUCUGAUUUUAAUAAAUUUGUUUGGUUUUAAACCAAA